Molecule: messenger RNA, 3108 nt
Organism: Anopheles merus
Lineage: Eukaryota; Metazoa; Arthropoda; Insecta; Diptera; Culicidae
Gene: Eaf
Product: ell-associated factor Eaf
Exons: 8
Coding region: 1137-2519 (460 amino acids)
Biological process (GO): positive regulation of DNA-templated transcription; regulation of transcription elongation by RNA polymerase II
Cellular component (GO): super elongation complex
Molecular function (GO): transcription elongation factor activity
Source: RefSeq, a predicted model, not a curated record
GCAGGAAAGUGUUCGCGAUCGGUGGAUAGGAAAAAAACCCCACACACAGGCACACGCACACACAUACACGCGGGGUACAAAACAGCAGUGAAACGUCGCACUGACAGUGCCAACAGCAGCAGGCUGGGACAGGACGGGUGAUUGUUUUUCUCCCCUACAUGGCACACUGGGCUUGACCACCGUGUGGCAAAAGUUGCGAGCAUCCCUCCCCGCGGCAACCGAAACAAGCAUCCGCGGAACACGGAUCCGUCGUGGCCCUCCCGGGGCACCUGUAGUGGGAAGGGGAAUUUCGGUCGUGCCGUGCCGUACGUGUGUGUGUAUGUGCGACAGUUCCCGAUUUUUCCCUUUCAUUUUUCGCCGUCACCGUGAGAGCACACACGGGGGACUACCUGUCUCGAUUCGCUUGUGUGCGUGUGUGUCGUGCAUACACACCGAGACGUGCGUGCGUGUUCGACUGUCCCUCCCGCAAACCCGCGCGGGCACAUUGGCAAAGAACUGCAUUCGUGUCACGGUUACGGUACGUUCCGCGGGUCUCCGUCUAAUCCUCCAGUACGCACACGCACACACAGACAGACAGACAUCCAUCACAGGAACCGUCCGUCCACCAGCGGGAUCAUAAUUCCGUACGAAGCAAGAAGUUUGGCAGGUUUUGGGGGGGGCAAAGAGUAGGCUGGUUGGAUGCCAUCAAACACCACCCCGAACCCACCACAGCAUCCGCCGCACCGCGAGUGAAGACUUGAAACCAUCGCUCCCCACCCCUUCGACGCCAGCUUCACCGCCACACAGCCGGAGAAAGGAGAGUGAAAUCCGGGAGUGAGCGAGACGCAACACGCAGUGUGUGUAAGUGAGUGAGCGAUCGCCCGAGAAGUGGACCGACCGAUCGACCGUCUCAGUGCUCCACGUUCCUGGUGCGACUUUGGAUGGAACGUGCAACCCGUCACGAAACUGAGAAGCACUGAACAAGGGACAACGAAAGGAAGCUCUGGCGUGGUGUGUUACUCUCACGGGUGAUUGGCGGAGAGAAUGAUUCUACGAAGCGUACGGCUCCAUUCAGCGUAGAAGUUCCGGUUCCUGGUGUGUCAUCCCCCUUUCCCCCCCCCCCCCCGCACCCCCUUCUCUGUCUCACACGCCGCGCGAUGGACAAUCGGCUCAACAUUGGGUCGGAGGUGCGUGAGCUCAAGCUCGGCUCGACCUUCUCCAACGCCGGACCGUCGAACCAGUUUCACACGAUAAAAUAUGAUUUCAAACCGGCUAGCGUCGACGUGAACAAACCGGCGGUGCUGGAAAUUAGUGCCAACAAGCAGGUCACCGUUACCGUGCCGCACCUGGAUGGUUCCGGUGUGCCGAAUACCGUCUUCAAGGGCAACCAGCGCGACUACUCGCGGAAGGACUGCGUGCUCAUACUGAACCGGGCGACCGGGGAGAUAACGCUCGAGCAGCUCAACAGCAGCAUCGUGGUAAAGAAGACGAGGAUCGAAAACAAGGCACCGAAUCCACCGCCGCCCACACUGCCAACGAUCAAGGUCGAAAACAACACCGCACGCCAGAGCUCCAAGACGAAGAUUACGACCGGCGUGCGGAAGAAUGCGCCGAUCAGCUUCAUGCCAAAGCACUCGCCACUGCAGGGUUCGCCGUCCUAUCCGCACCGGAGUCCCCAGUCGGCCCCGGCCUGGAACGCCAACAAUACUCAACAAACCUUGCCAAGUAUUCCGAUGAUCGGGCUGGACGAUGGGCUGGAUUUCGGUACCGUGGCACCGCCGCCGCCGUCCUCCUCGUCCUCCUCCUCCUCCGCCUCUGCCAAUGCGUCGUCGGGUGCGAGCAUGAACAAUCAUCUGAACAACAACCUCGGCGGCAAUUCCAACUCGAACCACGGCAGCAGUAGCAACAAUCACCACCAGCAUCAGCAGCAGCAGCAGCAGCACCAUAACCAGCAUAGUAACAAUAGCAGUAGUAGUAGUAGUAGCAGCAGCAGUAGUAGUAGCAAUGUCGGCCACACCGGCUCGACCAACAACCACAGCGGCAGCAAUAGCGGUGGCUACCUUAAUCACGGUUCGACACAGAACAACAACAGCAGCAGCAACAACAACAACAAUCACCAUGGCAGUAGCAGUGGUAACAACCACCACCAUCACAGUAACCAUCUCAGCGUACCGUCGUAUGGUGGGCAAGGUGGGGGACGGAACCAUCUACACAGCGAACCAUCGUUGCCACCCAGCGUGGAAGUGAGUUUGCCGCCCGAUCGGGAACUGUUGGCGCCCCCGGUCGCCCUGACCGGCAUCGGUGUUGGAGCGACGAGCGAUCCGGAAAUGAUGACAUCCUCGGAGUCGGACGGUUCGGACGAUUCGGAUUCGAGCAGCAGCGACCAGGAAUCGGACAGCUCGACCGAGGACAACAACGAUUCGCCAGUGAAGGAGUCCAUUUUUGAUCCACGGCCCGACCCGACGGUUGCCGUCACGGCCGCCGCAGUAGAUCUGAGCAAGGACCUUUGCCUGUCCUCCAACUCCGAUUCGGACGACUAAAGCCUGACGAGGAACUUACAGCACAGUCACACACACACACACACGCGUGCGCGGGGUCAACAAAUGGGCGUUUGAAAUGAAAGGAACGAGCGGGGUAAGAGGAAAGCGAGAAAAUGAGACAAUUUGGCUACCGCAACGAGCGCAAAGAAGAGAAACGCAACGCAACGCAAGAGACAGAAAGUAAUAUAUGUUAAAAGUUAUGUAAAGUUUUUUUUGUUUUAAGGUUUUUUUUGCUUCUCUGUUUUGUUAGUGUUUUUCUGCGGGGAGGAGUGGGUGAUGGGGACCCCAAAAAACCCCCUCUCCCCUCUUCAUUAGGAAAAUUAUUUAUAUUUAUACAUUGUGCUCAAGCUCAGCCUCACAAAGGGAAGCGGCGUUGCUGCAACAGGGAGAAUGGUUAAAUGGGGGCAUACGAGCGAUCGUUCCCCGUUGUUCGGGCAUGAUUGCCGAAUGUGUGCACCUUUGGUAUGUCUUUUUACCCCACCCAUUACCACCCAUGCCGGCAAGAACGGUGCGAGAGUGAAUGAACGGUAAAAGGACAAGGACCUCUCCUCCCAAGCACGCAUCGCUUCCUUCUCGACAAAACAGAAGA